GCGGUGCCUGUCCCGGGGCGGAAGGGGGCGCGCACGCGGGGUCCCCGGCGAAGCUGCCAUGGAUGGGGCCACGGUGGCCGGUGACCUGCUGACUCUGGGGUACGCUGCCCUCCCGGAGGCUGCGUCUCGGGGCCCGUCGUGUGCGGACUUCAGGGCGCUGUGCGCGCGGCUGGCGGACGAGCUGACGGCUCUAGGAGCUUUGGAGCGGCGAGAGGAGGGCGCCGCAGUGCUGCGCGCUGGCCACGGCCCGGAUGCAGAGGAAGAGUUCCUGCGGCAGUUGGCCGGCCUGCUGCGGGCGUUGCACUGCCCGGAUCGCGCGCUCUGCGGAGGAGACUGCGCCACGGGGCUGCGGGAGCCCGGCGGCGGCCUGCGCCUGCUGCGGUUUCUUUGCUCCGAGCUCCAGGCUGCCCGCCUCUUGCACCUGCGGCUCCGGCCGGAUCCCAGCCCCGUACCGACUUUUGGAGAAGACGAAAAGGACGGAGACGGCACGGUUCAGGAACUGAUGCUAACUCUUCAAGCCCUGGGACUCCCUAGACCCCUGCGUGGAACCCUGGCUAGCCAGCUACUCCGGGAGCUUCACGACAAGGUCUCCGAGCUGCUGCCUUCCCUCCCCCCGGAGUCCCUGCAGCCCCUCCUCAACUCGCCACUGGACGCCCCGCGAUGGGAAGCCCUGGAGUCUCUGUCGCAAAGCCUGACAGAGCAGUACCGCUGCCGCCGCUGCCUCCUCCUGAAGCGCCUGGACCUCACGACAUCCGCUUUCCACUGGGGGGACCGGGCAGAGGCCCAAGGAGAGGCCAUGAGGGCUGUGCUGUCCCCAGUCCGAAGGCUUCUGACUCCAGAACCUGAGGUGUCUAUCCCACACGUUCUCGCCGCCCGGGCCGAUCUUUCCCGUGUGGUCCCGGCUACCAGCGUGGCUGCCCGCCGAGGGACCAGCUGUGCAAUCAACAAGGUGCUUAUGGGUGACGUGCCAGACCGUGGGGGGCGUCCGGGUGAGCUGGAGGCUCCCAUGCCCACCUGGAAGAGCCGAAGAGAAGGUGGAGGAACGGGGAGAGCUGGCCAACAGCGCUGGGGCCGCAGAAAGAAGAAAAAGUGACGGGUCCUUCAGGACCAGCUGUAGGUUCUGCCAGGGUGUGUGGGGGGCUGUUGAGAAUCCUAGGGCGUCACUGUGAGGGUUUCUUUCACCAAGCCCGGCCUUGCCUGUGCCGGAGACCCUAAACGCCCUACGCCCACCCACCACUCAACACUAUGAACCAUGUUGUCCGAAAAUAAAUUUAAUUCUU
Acomys russatus (golden spiny mouse) is the source of this 1280-nucleotide messenger RNA. It is a transcript of the gene Tslig3c, whose product is annotated as family with sequence similarity 98 member C. Bases 59 to 1093 code for a protein of 344 amino acids. Gene Ontology annotation, cellular component: tRNA-splicing ligase complex. The transcript has 8 exons. Lineage: Eukaryota; Metazoa; Chordata; Mammalia; Rodentia; Muridae. The record is from RefSeq and is a predicted model, not a curated record.